Molecule: messenger RNA, 1749 nt
Organism: Macroventuria anomochaeta
Lineage: Eukaryota; Fungi; Ascomycota; Dothideomycetes; Pleosporales; Didymellaceae
Exons: 4
Coding region: 1-1749 (582 amino acids)
Source: RefSeq, a predicted model, not a curated record
AUGGACCACAUCAUCGCACCUUUUAGAUCUAGAGUCGACUCACGCAACCACCGCCACGCGCAAUAUACACUAACAGAGAAAGAGUUGGACAGGAGAACGAAGCCGUACGAGGAAGAGGAGGAUUACGCAGACGAGCCAUUGUUGAUUAGGGAGCACAAGAGACGGACUGUCAUGAGUAACUCGCACCGGAGGUUCCAUCGAAGGGCGCCUCAGGCUGGCACCAAUGUCAAGACUGUGAACGUCGAAGUUGUUGCUACACUGGACACCGCUGGAAAUGUGGUUGCGCAGACUACUGUAACCCAACCAGACUCAACCGUUCCGACCGAGGCCAGUCAAGUGCUACCAGUCACAAACGCUACGGAUGUCUCAGCGCCGUCCGCGACACCUGAGCCAUCUGCGCCGACGGCAGCAGCGGCAACGACAGUAGCAUCCACACUAGAAGUACCAUCAAUAGCAUCUCUGCCGUCAGAGACUCAACCAACAGUACCCUCAACACCAUCCGAGCCAUCACAAGCCUCUGUGCCAUCGGUAUCCGCUGAGCCAACCGUGGCUACUGUCGUCGCUCUGCCCUCCGUGGCAUCUGUCCCAGCCGUGUCCAGCGUGUCUCUUCCAUCGGUUCCGUCCGUACCAGCAUUUCCAAGCACCCUGACAGUGCCCGCCUAUCCGUUUGCUUCUUCAAGCGUUGGGGCAGUUGUCGCCGAUGCAGUCGCUGCAUCGUCUUCAGCAUCAAGUGCUGCGGCUAGCAUUGAACCAUCUAUUGUUGCCGCACUGACCGCAGCAAGCACUACGAACUCCACGGUAUCCAGCAUCUCCAGCACUACUUCGUCGAUUGCCUCGUCAAUACUUGCCUCUUCGCCCACACUACUCUCCACCAUGAUGGCCGCAUCACGAACUGCCAUCUCAUCCGGUACCUCGCCCUCAGUAUCUUCGCAAUCAGGUUCCUCACCGUCAACUGCUGGCUCCUCGAACCGCGCCACACCGACAGACGGUGGUCCCGGCUGGGCUGGGGGCAGUGGAGCUGCGACAGCAGGCUCACCCGCAAGUGGCACUACGCCUCUUGACACUCCACGGGUUGUGGGUAGUGUAGUGGGCAGUUUGGCUGGUGCUGCGCUCAUCCUUGCGAUCAUCUUGGUGCUGCUUCGUCGCCACAAGCGCAGGCAAGGUGGGGCACUUCAGCUCACAGAUAGCCAUCCCGCAGACAAUGAGCAGGCAAUGCGACAGGUACAGGCACCUGCCCCAGCAAGAGCCAGUCUUGUACCUUCCGCAUUUCUCAAUCGCUUUUCCGGACUCUCCAGGUCGACGGCCGACACCAGCUCGCCUACAGAGCGCAGCUUCCAAAGGGUCUCAGGACGCAAGCUGCCGUCUGCUUUCAGUGAAGGCAUGACCUCAGAUCAGUUUGCACGAGGCGGUCAUACGUCCGACCCCUUCUACCAAGACGACCAUGGCACAUGCGGCGGACCUGGAAUGAACAAGGAGUACGGCGGAGGCUUUGGCAAAGAGAUUGGCGAGACGUCUUUUACUGGCGGCGCGGGCACAUUGAAUCUUCGGCCCAGUCCGGCGAGGACACCAGUCAUUCGUCACCCCAACGAAAACCCCUUUGACGACACGAAUCGAUCCACCCUCAGCCCACCCAUGUCACCAAACCCCUUCUCGUCGCCAAACCACGAUCUACCACCUCGAGCCGCUCUCGGUAGAAGUCUCCACUCCGCCGAUGGCUCACGAAGCUCGCGCUUCACCGAAAACGUCUGA